AUGAGUCGAUCACACAGCGCUGUCAUCGAUCUCACCGAGGAGUCGCCGCCAGCUCAUGGCAGGCCUAGGCCACCACCGCCGCCGGCGCUAAGAAGCGGGACGCAUAUCCUCGAUUGGUCGUCAAAUGCUCCCCAUGCGGCCGGUCCCUCCUCACACGGCACCACGCCCAACCCAGCAGCUCCACCAAAUCGUUCUCCGGCUGUUCACGCGCCCAUCGUCGUUGGUAGCGAUGACGAAGACGAUGACAACAGCUUCACCAUCACCGGAGGGUCCGAACCCGUCCGGAGGUCUCGUUCCCUGCAAAGGUCCUUCUCCUCGGGAACGGCAUCAGCAACACGGAUGUUCCCAUACGAUCCGUCUACAUUGGCGUCGUCACUGCGCUUCCAUGAUGAUAUUGGACGCGGGCCGCACGGCGCGGGAUCUCGCAUCCCGCAGAGCAUUGGCGUGCUUGGCUCCUCUUCGUCACCACGACAUCCUCUGCAUCCGCAACGACGCGCAGCGUUACCAUCUGCCAGCACAACCACAGCCAGACGCAGUGGGGGAAGCACCACCACCACCGCCACCGCCACUUCGGAUGCCAACCUCGCCUCGCGUCUAGGUGGAGACUUCUCGUUUGGCAAUUUUGGUUUCGGGCCUACAUACGGCAUGGAGCUGAUAGGUAGCUUGCUGCGUGGCUGGCAUCCGAAUGGUCACGGAAGCCCUCAGCAGAACGCGGAACGCAAGGUGCCGCAGAAGUUUGAUCCAAAGUGGACGCACCCGUACGAGCCGCAGCCUGGGUUCACGCAUUCCAUCAUCGAGCCCCCAGUCGACCUCGAUACGUACUUUGACGACAAGGCCGUCGUCACAGGUCCGUUACCCGACACUACACCCAUCUGUGCAUGCUGUCGCUUCGCGUUGGUGACAGGUGCGAACGGCGAUGAGAGGAUCUGGGCGCUGCCCUGCGGACACGUCAUCGACGGGCGCUGUGUGGAUCGUUUGAGCGGUCUAGCUCCUGUGCCAUCACCGGAAACCGCUGCUACCGGUACAUCGAGCAAAGCCAAAGGCAAAGCGAAAGCCAUCGAGGCUACGGAAGAUGAGCCACCCGCAAAGGUAACCAAAACCUCAGCGCGCACUCGAGCUGCAGCAUCACUCGCAGCUCCGACCGAUGCCACUCCCAAGAAUCUGAAGAAACCGAAACGCUUCGAAUGCCCCGUCGAGGGCUGCAAGCAGAAGUGCACCAAGGAACCAAACAGCAAGUACUCAGCUUGGGAGGUCUUUGUCUGA
Kalmanozyma brasiliensis GHG001 is the source of this 1263-nucleotide messenger RNA. Its product is annotated as Zinc finger, RING/FYVE/PHD-type. The record is from RefSeq and is a predicted model, not a curated record. Bases 1 to 1263 code for a protein of 420 amino acids. NCBI's taxonomy places the organism in Eukaryota, Fungi, Basidiomycota, Ustilaginomycetes, Ustilaginales. The transcript has a single exon.